Molecule: messenger RNA, 3287 nt
Organism: Anopheles darlingi
Lineage: Eukaryota; Metazoa; Arthropoda; Insecta; Diptera; Culicidae
Product: IWS1-like protein
Exons: 7
Coding region: 302-2398 (698 amino acids)
Biological process (GO): poly(A)+ mRNA export from nucleus
Cellular component (GO): nucleus
Source: RefSeq, a predicted model, not a curated record
CGUAAUUACUCGGAAAGUGCCGAUAGUUUCGAUAGUUUUCCCCUGCGUUGAUCUGCUGCGGCGUGCUUAGCAAAAUUCACAAAUAUUUAAUCAGAGUUAGAGCGGUUAAAGCAUCAUCAUUUGGCGUUGUUAGGGGUUGCUUCCUUUUGAUAUCGCAACUAAAAUCGAUAAUCUUGUUGAUCCUGUAGUUUGACGCUCGCGGGAAUCGAUUACUGCUUUCUGACGUAUCUUGUAACAUUAGCUGUGAUCUACAGCGUACCGUACAGAAGGCUCACAAAAGUUCUAGAAAGAGCGUAAAAUUAUGGCCGCCAUGGAAGAAGAUAGCAGUGCUACAGCAAAGCAUCUCAUUAAUGCAAGCAAUGAUACAAACACCGAGGUGGCUACAGAAAUCCCAGGUGUCACCAGUAUAAACGAGCAUAAGCAGAGAGUUGGUUCAGAUGAUAAUGCAAAUGAUGGGAUAAUCUCCGUUGAAAUCACACCACAAGCGGAAGUACUGGAGAAUCCAAUCGGCACAAAGACUCAUGUAGAGAGCGUCGUGGACGGAGACAACGAGUCUAAAGCGAAUAAGGUUGGCGACGUCUUUGCACUCGGAGAAUCUUUUAGCCCAUCAUAUACCCGACGGAGUAGCUCGGUGGUAGCUGAAAACAGCGACCAACCAUGCCAAGGCGAAGCUAGCAAAUCUCACAGUUCACCACAUGCUCUUGGUAACCUAGAAACAGUAGUCUACACACACACUGACGAACAAACGCAGAACAAUAGCGCUGGUACUGAUAGAAAUGAGCCAACCGGUAAUGAGCAGGGAUCGCGCACCAGUCUCCGAAAUUCACGAGAAAGCCGCCCGACGUCACGCAGUCCACGCCAUGCUGACCGUCAAAGUAAUAGCCGUGAUAAUAUGUCCCAUUCACGCAGCCGAAGUAACAACCGUCGUAGUCGCUCAGGUUCCGCAUCGCGGUCCCGUUCGCGCUCUCGCUCACAGUCACGCUCCCGAUCAUGCUCUCAAUCCCGGUCCCGGUCGCAAUCACACUCCCGGUCUCAUUCACGGUCCCGCUCUCGAUCUCGAUCUCAGUAUCGUUCGCGAUCUCAUUCACGGUCUCUAUCUGGAUCGAGCUCACGUUCCCGAUCUCAUUCCCGGUCACGUUCUCGAUCGCGUUCUGUGUCACGCUCAGUAUCUAGAUCCUACUCAAAAUCUCGCAGUCGUAGUCAGAGUGUGGUACGUAGUCGUAACAGUUCACAUUCACACAGCGGACGCUCCAAGAGUCCCUCGAUGGCAUCGGGGAUGCAUGACAGCGGGAAGCACGCCAAAAAACUUAAGCGAUUCGUGGAAUCAGACGAUGAUGAGGAGGGCGGUGAACAAGCUCACGAACAAAAUUCAACAAAACAUGACGCUGACGUGGAUGAUGAAGAGGACAAGGACGGAUCGCAGAAAAAGGUAGCCGAGAAAGAGGGUGGCAACAUUCUCGAUUCGGACGACGAAAUUCCCAAGGAUGAUGAUGGUACCAACGACCGGGGGACAUUUAUGUCCGAUUUCGACAUAAUGAUGGCUCGCAAGAAAGAGGAAAAGUCGCGCCGCCGAAAACGAAACGAUAUCGAGCUGAUCAACGACAACGAUGAUCUGAUUGCUCAACUUUUGCAGCAGAUGCGAGAGGCUGCCGACGACGAUCGGCAACUGAACAAGGAGUCUAAGCCAGCUACAAAGAAAAUUGCAAUUCUAAAGCAUGUGAUGUCACAGCUCAUCAAAAAAGAUCUGCAGCUAGCGUUUCUGGAGCAUAACGUACUGAACGUGCUGACCGAUUGGUUGGCUCCGCUGCCCAAUAAGGCUCUACCGUGUCUGCAAAUACGAGAAAACAUUCUGAAGCUUUUGGCCGAUUUUCCUGCGAUUGACAAGGCUUACUUAAAGCAGUCGGGGAUUGGUAAAGCAGUAAUGUACCUCUACAAGCAUCCGAACGAAACUAAACAGAAUCGCGAGCGUGCAGGACGUCUCAUCAACGAGUGGGCCCGACCUAUCUUCAAUCUGAGCACCGACUUUAAGGCGAUGACACGAGAGGAGCGCCAACAGCGUGAUCUACAGCAGAUGCCCCGCAAACGUCGCCACUCGCCGGAGCCAUCGACAUCGGCCAGUAAUAAUCAGAAAAAGGGGCUACCAUUCACAGAGGCAGACAAAGGGACACUGCGCCCCGGCGAUAAGGGUUGGGUACAGCGAGCACGUGUUCCAAUGCCUUCCGAUAAGGAAUAUAUUGUACGCCCCAAGUCAGUUGUUGAUACCGACAUGACUGUUGUCGCUAAAAAAAAGCUGAACCGUUAUGAGAAGCACUUGAAGAAGUUCAUCGAUAAAAAACGAAUGCAGUCUAGCCGCCGAGCAGUGGAAAUCUCCAUCGAGGGUCGUAAGAUGGCGCUGUAAGAAAGCAAGUUAUAGGCGGAUGCGGUUGUAUGUCAUAGUACAUCAACAAUUAAUUUCCGGACAAAACGGUAGAUCUAUCAAUCCUUUAUUUUUUAUUUGGGCCAAAACUUACCCAUAAUCUAUUAACGAGAGGUGGAGGACGAAUUCUACAUUAGAGUUUUGGUUAUAAUUUCAGAAAUGUUUUCCACCAUCCUCAACCCUUCCUUACCACUUGAUUUACGAUUUGAAAUUUUAGCCUUGUGAAAAGAAGAAGUGUUGCAAAUCUACCGCGAGAAAAUUUACCGGUUUCCCAUUUUCUGGUCCAGUAUGUUCGACCUAUUAAUCUAAAUACAUUUUUUCCAUCUAUAUAUAUAACGAAACCGAUGUGAUUUGGAAAGAAAUAUGGUUAAUAUGUCAUAUCUACGGUAAAAAAAGUCGUGCUUGGUUUUCUACUGAUUCUGUUCAAAAUUUCUUUGAAAUGACAAAUGGUUAAAACUACUUCUGACCUGUUGCAAUUUCGUUUAUUAAGACGGGGGCUAAAGUUAAGUCCGGUAAAAGAAACAACACAUUUUUGAUGUUUUUUUAAACUAUCUUUUAUUUGUUGUAAAUGCCAUUAUAAAUUACAACUUUGGAAGAACAUUUUGUUGUAAUUUGGGAAAAAAUGGUUAAAAACUAUGUCUAUGGUAUCAAAUUUGUCAGGGUUUAUCAGUAAAAAAAUUAAAAUAGCUUGUCCAUCCUCUCAUACAAUGUUUCAUAGGAUUCAAGUGCUAGUGUGUGUUACAAAUGACGACAAAUUUAUGCUAGUGUGUUUUUGGCGUUACAUUUUGUGAUACCUACGGAAAUGAUACACGGUCUGUCGCAAAGUAAACAAGACUUUUUCAAUAGAGACAUUUCUGGAGGCAGCACAUUG